GCCUGUAAGUUUUUUUUCUCAUCUGUUUUGUUCUUAUUCUUAUGUAUGCGAUUCAUUUAAAAAGGAAAAAGAAAAAAAUUAAAAGAAAAAACCAAUUAAAGAAUAUUUACGAGUUCUGGAAUAUCUAUGUACAAAAACGGUAGAACUCGUUAUUUGAUUGUCAGUUUUCUGUGGGCUGAUUCCUGUAUUCGACAUUGGAUCCAGCCUUGAGUUUUGAGUGUCAGCUGUGCGAUCUCUCUCGUUUCCCUGUGAAACAGUACAGAGAGAGUGAUUGUGUGUGUUUGACGACAUGGUUUCUAAGUCUUCAACUCUUCAUAGCUGAAACAAGUAAGCUCUCUCUGUUUGAUUUAAACUCAUUUGAUGUAUUUGUUGACUGGCCUUCAGACCACUCUGGUUUACAUUCUAUGCAAUGCCCACAUUUUUAAUAGUAUUCCUUAUGGUUUUCUUCAUCAAAGUAAAUGAGAUGGUGGGCUAUGGCACUAGUUUAUUUCGGUGAAAUUUCUCGUUAAGAUCUACAUAUUUAUUUGCCCCAAGUGGAAGAUUGUUAGAAUUGGAGCUAAGCUUUGUUCUUUUAAGUUUCUCCGUCUAAACUUUUAGACCAUUUAGUAUUUUGCUGUAUGGGGAUAUAUUCAUGUUGAUGUUUCAGCUAUGGAACCCAAAUCUCCUUCGAAACUCAAGUUAUCAAUCAUGGGUUUCGCUCAUUAUAAAAGGGCAAUAAAGAUAAGUGUUGUCGUUUUAGUUGUGGUUCUGCUAUUGGUUGGUGCCCUUUUCGUAUUUAAACUCGGGGAAGGUCGUAGGGUGUCUAAAGGGUCUUAUUAUACUGUGGUUGUGGACUGUGGUAGCACAGGAACGCGAGUGAAUGUGUAUGAGUGGGUAGAAAAAGAUGCAAAUAAGAUGGAGUUGCCCAGUUUGUUGCAUUCUUAUCCUGAUAAUUUAACCAAUGGUUCACUUCUGAAAACUUCUUGCAAGUAUCACUGUAUGCAAACUGAACCCGGUUUAGAUAAGUUUGUCGGCAAUUCAUCUGGUGUGAGAGCAUCUUUGGAACCAUUGAUUACUUGGUCAGAAAAGAUUGUACCUUUCGAAAGACAUAAGGACACUCCUAUUUUUGUUUUAGCUACUGCUGGACUGAGAAGGUUAGCAAUUGAGGAAAGUAGGCAGGUUUUGGAGGAUGCUGAAACUAUUGUAAAGGAACAUUCCUUUUCGUAUAAAAGGAGUUGGAUAAGAGUGUUGAGUGGGAAGGAAGAGGCUUACUAUGGUUGGGUUGCUCUGAAUUAUAAAAUGGAGAUCUUUAGGCAUCAUUUGAGGUCACCCACCUUGGGACUUCUCGACUUAGGAGGUUCAUCUUUGCAGGUUGUGAUGGAAGUAGAUAGUAUGAAGAAAGACACCCACUUCAUGAGGUCAAGAUUUGGAUUUAUUGAACAUAAUAUUUUAGCGUACUCGUUGCCAGCAUUUGGCUUGAACGAAGCAUUUGACAGAACAGUUGUUUUGCUCAGUCACACAGAAGCCCUCGGAGAAAGCACUGGGGGUAUACUAGAGUUGAGGCAUCCCUGCUUUGGCCCUGGUUUCGUGCAGAACUAUACCUGCUAUGGUUGUUUUGGGCUAAAUGUUGGUGACCGGGAAAAUAAUAGUGAACUUCACAAAAUUGAAUAUCCUUUUUUAUAUCUGGUAGGAGUUCCAAACUGGGAGCAAUGCAAAACACUAGCAGGUGCUGCUUCUCUCAAUUCAAGUAGUUUGGACUGGCCAUCAACGACUGGAGCAGACUAUAAGUCGAGCUUUUGUAUUGAUAGGAGUGGUGGUUUACUCAAUUUGACAGCUUUUGCUCACCCAUCUGCCCGGUUUCAUGCUUUAUCUGGUUUUUUUGCUGUUUACGACAAAUUGAAUUUGAGUCCAAAAGCAAACUUGACAAAGGUUUGGGAGAAAGGUCAGCAUCUAUGCUCAAAAUCUUGGGCUGAUAAGAGCAGUGUUUCUGGAAACCAAUAUUAUGAUGCACAUUAUUGUUUUCGAGUGCCUUACAUGGCUUCUCUGAUUGAAGAUUCUUUGUGUCUUGAUGAUAAAGAGAUUUUCUUCGGUCCUGCGGAUGUUUCUUGGACAUUAGGAGCUGCAUUAGUCGAAGGAGAAUAUCUAUGGUUAUCUACUGCGACAUCCCAGAUUAGUACUUUAAACUUACAUGUGCAAUUCAUGUCAUCUCCUAUAUUUGUAUUUGUUGUACUAGUAGGCCUUCUAUUGAUUGUUUACCGUAGUCAAUUCAAGUUGCCUAUGCUUAGCAAGAGAGGUGCUGCUCCUGGAGCUUCUUUACAUUCCUACUUCAAUCAAAGACGUCGACCAAACUAACUUUUACCACAGAUACAUGGAAGUAAUUAGACUAAUAUUCAGUACCUACUUU
Humulus lupulus (European hop) is the source of this 2383-nucleotide messenger RNA. Its product is annotated as probable apyrase 7. The record is from RefSeq and is a predicted model, not a curated record. Gene Ontology annotation, cellular component: membrane. The transcript has 2 exons. The coding region runs from base 649 to 2331 and encodes 560 amino acids. Lineage: Eukaryota; Viridiplantae; Streptophyta; Magnoliopsida; Rosales; Cannabaceae. Gene Ontology annotation, biological process: nucleoside diphosphate catabolic process. Gene Ontology annotation, molecular function: nucleoside diphosphate phosphatase activity.